Epinephelus fuscoguttatus (brown-marbled grouper) is the source of this 2032-nucleotide messenger RNA. RefSeq names its product cytosolic sulfotransferase 3-like. Lineage: Eukaryota; Metazoa; Chordata; Actinopteri; Perciformes; Serranidae. The transcript is spliced from 8 exons. Bases 931 to 1821 code for a protein of 296 amino acids. Gene Ontology annotation, cellular component: cytoplasm. The record is from RefSeq and is a predicted model, not a curated record. Gene Ontology annotation, molecular function: sulfotransferase activity. Gene Ontology annotation, biological process: sulfation.
AAGCAUUUUGGGGGUUGUUUAAUUGAUUAUUUUGUUUUUUGAAGUGACUGUGCGGGAUGCAACUGCAACAGUGCGCAGCAACUGUUGACAAUUCUCACUAAAUAGGAGAAUACAGUCAUUAAGUUAAAUAAAUUCAUAUUUAACUUUAUCCUUUCAAUCAAAAUAUAAUGAAUAUAGCUUAAUACCAUGCUAGAAACCCCAAUUAAACUAUUUUAAUGUCUGCAACAUUAAAGCCUACAUGUUGUUAUGGGAGGUUUAAAAACAAAAAAAAAAGUCAGGCUUUUUUCCGGGUUCGGGCAUGAGAAUUCUGAAAACCUGUCGGCUGGGCCGGGCUGGGGCUCCACCCCCUCGGGCCCGGGCCCAGAUAAUAGACCCGUGCAGGGCACUAACCAAAACUACAGGUGAAAAGUAGCACCACACCACGCUAUGUUUCCUUUCUGCCAUUCUCUAAAACAACAAGAGCUAAUUUAGAUUGUUCACAUUAAUUUCUUUUGAGUGUGAUCGGGGUAUGACAGUAAAACCUGUUUUUAAGGAUUACUGUUGCUGAGGCUGACUGUUAUCUAAAUAUCUUUCCAACGCAAAUUCAUGUUCCAAACAUGCCCCUGUUUGUUUUGUACCCACUUGUGUGUUAAACUUUAACACACUGAAUCAAAAACAAAAGUUGAUUCUUGACAAAUUAGGUAUAUUGUAACAUAUAUCAUACAUGCUCUGUAUGUUUCUGAGAGCUGGGGAAUAAAGGGUAAAUGCCCAGGAAGUCUGUAAAGGGGAGGGGCUAGAGUAAAGAAUCAAAUCUGAGCUCCAGUUACAAUAGAGAGUGUUAUGCAAUGAGAAGUGAGAGGAAGGACAGGAUCGCUUGCUAGUCUGACAAAAACUACAGCAAGAGAAGAGAAAGGGGUGAGAAAUACAGCAGAGAAACCAGCAGCGUUCAACAUGUCAUUUGAGCUCGGCUCGUUACCCCCUCGACCAGAACUGUUUGACUUCCAUGGAGUCUCAAUGACCCACUAUUUCACAGACAACUGGGAGAAUGUUCAAAACUUCCAGGCCAGGCCAGAUGAUAUACUUAUUGCAACAUACCCCAAGGCAGGAACCACAUGGGUCUCCUACAUCCUCGACCUGCUGUAUUUUGGUCAGACAGAGCGUCAGAGAACCGUUCCAAUCUUUGAGAGAGUGCCUUUCUUGGAGAUUUUCAUCCCAUCAUUGGGAUCAGGAAAAGACCUGGUAGACAACCUCCCCACCUCUCCUCGACUCAUUAAGACUCAUUUUCCAGUCCAGUUUGUGCCAAAGUCCUUUUGGGAACAAAACUGCAGGAUGGUCUACGUGGCCCGCAAUGCCAAAGACAACAUGGUGUCUUUUUUUCACUUUGAUUCCAUGAACAUGGUUGAGCCAGAGCCUGGAGACUGGAGCAACUACAUCCGCAGAUUCAUGGAGGGAAAGAUGGUGUUUGGAUCCUGGUACGACCAUGUGAGCGGCUGGUGGAAGAAGAAGCAGAGUUAUCCAAAACUCCAUUACAUGUUCUACGAAGAUAUGGUCGAGGACACUGGACGGGAAGUAGACAAACUGUGCAGCUUUCUUGGUUUGUCUCGUUCAGACGAGGAGAAGAAAAGAGUCGCAGGUGGAUCACAGUUUGAUAAUAUGAAAAAGGACGACAUGGCCAACUAUUCUUCAAACCCAGUUAUGGAUUUCAAAAUCUCUCCCUUCAUGAGAAAAGGUAAAGUUGGUGACUGGAAGAACCAUUUCACUGUUUCCCAGAAUGAAGAGUUUGAUGAAGACUACAAGAAAAAGAUGACGGACCCCACACUUCAGUUCCGCACUGAAAUUUGAACAAGAGAGAGUCAGACUAACAUAUUAUGUUAGUCUGACUCUUCAGAAGAUUGCAAAGCUAAUGUGUCAUUAAAGGGCAGCUGUAUGACAACACCAUUUACACUGACACUUUCAAAUGAGACCAAGAGAUCUGUAUGAUCAGUGAUGUAAAUAAAAAGGUGUUUAUUCAUAUUCAAAUUUCUAUAUUUGCAAUAAAACAGCAAGAACUCAU